UUGUCUAAAGAUUUCAUGGUGUAUGUGGUAAAUUCAACACACACCAUAACUGUCACAGCCUCCCCAAAUCUGAACAUUUAGAGUUCAUCUAAUUAUUUAAUUCUUGUAAUAAACAACAGUGCAAGCUUUGAACUGCAGGCAUUCACUGUUAUACUAACAGAUGUGAAUGAGCACCCAGUUAAAAAAUAUGAAAUUUUUCUUUUGUUCACUGGGUUGGAGAAGUCUCCGCCAAGUUUAAUCUAUCAACCAGCUGUCUGUGACCCUGAAUAUACUUCUAAUUCAACUCUCGCUUAUACUAUUUGGGAAAUAAGUCACAUAUACAAAUGCAUUCAUCAGCUUUAAUUAAAAACUUUUAUUUUAUCCACUAUUGAUAUAUUUUCUUUUAAUAUUUCAGUGAAUUAUGGAAAUAACACUGCUUCCAAAAUUUAGUUCGUCAACAUAAUUAACCUCAAUGAUAACAAACAAUAUUUUUAUAGCACCAUUACAUAAUUCACUGUCCCAGAAGAGUUGAUCCCAGGGUACGUAAUGAGCAACAUUACUGCUGUUAUCCCCAGUGACUCAUUUUAUAGCAGAUUUAUCUUUUACACCAUACUGAGUGACAACACUUAUCUUGCUAUACACAAAUACACUGGAUUGAUCACAAUUGCAGGGUGGAUGGAGGCUCUCCAUCUUCGAAAAACAGUCCAACAGUCUGGACCACCACGGAUCAACACAACUCACAUCAUUGUUACUGUCUCAGACAUUAAUGACAACCCUAUCAUUUGCUUUCCUGACAACCAGUGGUACUGUGGUGUUGUGAUUCAUUCAGUUAUAUGCUCCAAUAUAGAUUUGCCUCCAACCUUAAUGUAAUACUCCAUAGUGUCUGGUAUGGGUGCAGGAAGCCUGAGAAUAUUAUGAAUAAUAUCAUAAGACUAUUAGAAUACGCAAGCACAUGCACUAAUCAUCAAAUUGGUGGAUGAAGAUUCCAUCAGGCCAUGCUCUGCCACAACCACAACCACAGUUGUAAUUAAUGUCACAGAGGCUGAUGAUGAGCUGCUCUUUGGCAAUGCUUUUGUCUCAAUGUAUCUCAAAGGCAGCAAUGUCAACGACCAUUUUGGCUUUUUACCGCACACAGGUUCAAAAACGAGUCGUCUGAUCCUGAUAGCACCGUUUGACUUCAGCAGCAGACUGGCCACACUGUGGAGCUACAGUAGACUAAACAGUGCCAGAGCCACUCCACAGACUGACACCAUAAUUAUCCAUGUAUGACUAGUCGAUCUCCAGAUCGCCCAAUGCAUAAACCGCUACGCAAAAAAGAAUACAUUUAAUACAGGUGACUUAUAUGACUGGUAUAAGUCCUGCAUGUACUUCUCUAAUAAAGAAUGCCUCUGCUAUAAGCUCACAUGAAUAGAUUGCAAAGAGGAACCGAGGAACUGUACUAUAUUCUAUAACUAA
Messenger RNA from Clarias gariepinus (North African catfish), 1434 nucleotides. Its product is annotated as cadherin-related family member 3-like. Lineage: Eukaryota; Metazoa; Chordata; Actinopteri; Siluriformes; Clariidae. Gene Ontology annotation, cellular component: adherens junction; catenin complex; axon terminus. The record is from RefSeq and is a predicted model, not a curated record. Gene Ontology annotation, biological process: cell morphogenesis; cell-cell junction assembly; adherens junction organization. Gene Ontology annotation, molecular function: calcium ion binding; cadherin binding.